CGGCGCUCACCCCCCGCUGCCCUUCGUUUUCUCUUCCCAGUGCCCGGGGUUGCCGAGUUCGCCGCCUCCUUCAAAAGCCCUAUUACAAAUUCUCCUCCCAAGUGGAUGGCUGAAUUAGAAAAUGAUGAUAUCGACAUGUUAAAGGAGUUGGGGAGCCUCACUACAGCUAAUCUGAUGGAAAAAGUUCGUGGCCUGCAGAACCUGGCUUAUCAGCUGGGACUGGAUGAAUCUAGAGAAAUGACACGAGGGAAAUUCCUGAACAUCCUGGAAAAACCCAAAAAGUAA
Molecule: messenger RNA, 285 nt
Organism: Fulmarus glacialis (Northern fulmar)
Lineage: Eukaryota; Metazoa; Chordata; Aves; Procellariiformes; Procellariidae
Gene: LIN52
Product: lin-52 DREAM MuvB core complex component
Exons: 4
Biological process (GO): regulation of DNA-templated transcription
Cellular component (GO): DRM complex
Source: RefSeq, a predicted model, not a curated record